AUAGCUAUCUCCUUCAAAACAGUCUUGUGGAGAAGACGAUCAUGGCUUCGUUGGUGGGAAGGUCACUAGUUAAAAAUGCGAGGCGUGCCUUGGUAAUAAAUGCCAGGCGGUAUAAAUCAGAAGAAAAGCGGAUUUUCGACGCUAGAGAGUAUGCCUGUGGUAAGGAAAAACUGGAACUCGACGCAAUAGCAGCUGGAAAUGAGGAUCCUUUUGAUAUGCGAGUCUUCAAACGUGGUCCAGGCACCAAGGAUAAUCCUAACCUCAUUCCAUCCUACUUGGAGAAAAGGAUGAUUGGUUGCAUUUGUGAAGAAGAUGCAACGGUGAUAAACUGGAUGUGGCUGCACAGGGGAGACCCCAGACGCUGCGAAUGUGGCCACUGGUUCAAACUGGUGGAUGCCAAGCCUCUGUAGCUCAGCCCCUAGUCUUCGUAGCCAUUUGUUGUUCUCACGUUCGAAAGACAUGAAGACAGUGAAUGUGUAGAGCUCGCGCAAGAACUUGGUCAUUUUUAUUUUUUUUUUCUCACUGCUAACGUCAACUACACCUCUCUGUUUUCUGUACUUGAGGGCUGUAGUAAAAUCCACUACUGGUGCA
Messenger RNA from Ornithodoros turicata, 591 nucleotides. Its product is annotated as cytochrome c oxidase subunit 5B, mitochondrial-like. Gene Ontology annotation, biological process: mitochondrial electron transport, cytochrome c to oxygen. Gene Ontology annotation, cellular component: mitochondrial envelope. The record is from RefSeq and is a predicted model, not a curated record. The coding region runs from base 42 to 410 and encodes 122 amino acids. The transcript has 4 exons. Lineage: Eukaryota; Metazoa; Arthropoda; Arachnida; Ixodida; Argasidae.